CGUCCGCCUCUAGCGAGCGUUCUCCCUCCAGUCAUUCGGUCGAUCAUAUACCGAGCGCAAUUCCGAUGCCUCGGAGCGUUGGUGGCGAGCCGGGGAGCUGCCGCCGGAUGGUGGAACCUUGGAAUGCCUGCAGUGCUCGGAAAAAAGUGGUGGGCUGGAAGCGGGGACAUGGAGAACCUGGGGAAAGCGUCGCUGGCUAUCAGUCGUGGAAUUCCCGGUCAACGCAUGGUUGACAGGCAGGGACCGCCCGAUUGCUGGGAGCUAUAAAGUCGUGCAAGGACCGUGAGUGUGGGUCUGGCAUCUUUUUCGCUGCGGGAGCUGUUGAUCGAAGGCGUUGAAGCACCAUGGCUAUUCCUCCAAAGUGGUACCAGUUCCUCGUGGGCGUCUUCGCCUCCCUGGGUUCCGUCCUCUACGGGUACGAUCUGGGUGUUAUCGCUCAAGUUAUCGCGUCGCAAUCGUUUAUUAGCAGGUUCAACCCGACCGACGAUGAGACUGGAGCGGUUGUGUCUGUCUUCACAGGCGGGGCCUUCUUCGGAGCUGGUGGAGCAGGUUUGAUGUCUGAUGCGCUUGGUCGACGCCUUACAAUCCUGAUUGGCGCCCUCAUCUUCUGCGUCGGAGGUGCUCUGCAGACCGGAGCGCAAGCUCUAUCGUACCUAUACUCUGGGCGUGCUAUUGCUGGGGUCGGUGUUGGCGUCCUCUGCAUGAUCGUCCCGCUGUACCAAGCAGAGAUCUCCCAUCCAAGUAUUCGUGGACGUGUCACUGCUCUCCAGCAGUUCAUGCUUGGCGUGGGAGCACUAGCGGCCGCUUGGAUCUCGUACGGAACAUACGUCGGCUUCGACCCAACCAACGAUGGACAAUGGCGCACGAGUCUUGGUAUCCAGAUGCUUCCGGCCGUGCUCCUUGCAGCGCUCAUCUUGCUCUUUCCCGAAUCACCCCGUUGGCUCAUCGAUCACGGCAGGCCAGCGGAUGGAUUACGCACGCUGGCAAGGCUCCAUGCCCAUGGCGAUGAGAAUGACACUUGGGUUCGCGCGGAAUACGACCAGAUCCAGGAUGCUAUCACCUUCGAACAUGAACACGAAGCGAAGUCUUGGACCGAACUCUUCACCGACAAGUCCUCCUUCCGCCGUCUCUUCCUCGCCUGCUCCAUUCAAGCCUCGAUCCAAAUGACGGGUGUCUCCGCAAUCCAGUACUACUCCGUCACGAUCUACGGCCUCAUGGGAAUUGAAGGAGAUGAUACCUUGAAGUAUCAAGCCAUUUCCUCGGUCAUCGCUCUUGUUGCGCAGUUCCUCUGUAUCCUCUUAAUCGACCGCUUCGGACGUCGCUGGCCGCUCAUCCUCGGCAACCUUGGCAACAUGGUGACCUUCAUUAUUGCGACGAUUCUGCUGGCUAAGUUCCCUCCUGGCGCGAGCGACAACAAGGCUGCCGCCUGGGGCUUUAUCGUCAUAACCUGGGUGUACAACUUCUCCUUCAGCGCCACAUGCGGCCCGCUGUCUUGGAUUAUUCCUGCCGAAAUCUUCGACACAAAAACCCGUGCGAAAGGUGUCGCACUCGCGACGAUGGUUUCGUUUGCCUUCAACACCAUGAUUGGCCAGGUGACCAAGCCGGCGAUGACCCAAGUCGGGUACCGCUACUAUUUCCUGUUCAUCAUCUGUAACUUCACGAAUGCAAUCUUCUUCUGGGCCGUGCUCCCCGAGACCGCCAAGCGUCCGCUCGAGGAGAUGAACUACCUCUUCACCAAUGCGCCACUCUUCGUUCCAGGCAUAAAGAAGGGCGAGUUUGACACGCACGAUCUCGAGCACAGAGUGGAGGAAGUUGAGGCUAAGCAAGGCUAUGCCGCGCACGUUGAGUCGAAGAUCUAAGUGUUAUCUUAAAUGCAAUAGGUAGCUAGCGGAGGAGGGAGUACACACCCGCAUGUGGCACAGCUUAGUUGAAAUUAAGCCAAACUGCCCAUCCGGGCAAUUU
Messenger RNA from Trematosphaeria pertusa, 1962 nucleotides. Its product is annotated as general substrate transporter. The record is from RefSeq and is a predicted model, not a curated record. Gene Ontology annotation, biological process: transmembrane transport; carbohydrate transport. Gene Ontology annotation, molecular function: carbohydrate:proton symporter activity. NCBI's taxonomy places the organism in Eukaryota, Fungi, Ascomycota, Dothideomycetes, Pleosporales, Trematosphaeriaceae. Bases 345 to 1859 code for a protein of 504 amino acids. The transcript has 5 exons. Gene Ontology annotation, cellular component: membrane.